AAGAAAAAAAGAAAAAAAAAAAAAGAAUACAAAAUAAGAAUGAAAAGAGGAAAUGACCAGACCGCCCAAAUUAGUUGGUGGGAAGUAGAGGUGGAAGGCGGCGGAGGGUUCUGCUGGUUUCUAUGUCCGCGUUCCGGAAUGCAUAAUCACGGUGCGUGAACUGUAAAGAAGCAAAGCAAGCUUGCCUGAGCUCUGAGCCUGAAAGUGGUGGCGUCCAAAAUCCUCAAACUCUCUCACAAUCUCUUUGAUCAAAUACCACCACAGAGAGAGAGAGAGAGAGAGAGAGAGAGAGAGAGAGUGAAAAAUGGUGAAGGUGCGGAUGAACACCGCCGAUGUGGCGGCGGAGGUCAAGUGUUUGCGGAGGUUGAUCGGCAUGCGCUGUUCCAACGUCUAUGAUCUUUCUCCUAAGACGUAUAUGUUCAAAUUGAUGAAUAGCAGUGGAGUAACGGAGUCCGGAGAGAGCGAAAAGGUGUUCCUUUUGAUGGAAAGUGGUGUCAGAUUGCACACGACUGCUUAUGUUCGGGACAAAAGUAACACCCCAUCUGGAUUUACUCUCAAACUGCGUAAACAUAUACGCACAAGAAGGCUUGAGGAUGUGCGCCAACUUGGAUAUGACAGGAUCAUUCUAUUUCAAUUUGGAUUGGGUGCUAAUGCAUACUAUGUUAUACUGGAGCUAUAUGCCCAAGGAAAUAUCCUUCUUGCAGAUUCUGAUUUUAUGGUCAUGACACUACUUCGCUCACACAGGGAUGACGAUAAAGGGGUUGCAAUCAUGUCGCGCCAUCGUUAUCCGACUGAAAUUUGUCGAGUUUUCGAGCGAACAAAUGCUGAAAAGCUGCGGGCAGCUCUUACAUCUUCUUUGGAACCUGCUAACGAUGAAUCUACUAAAGUUGAUGAUGGUGGAAGUAAUGCGAACGGUACAGCAAAAGGAAAGCAAGGUAGCCGUAAGGGAGAAAAGUCUUCUGACUCAAGCAAAAGUACUGGUGAUGGCACUCGUGCCAAGCAAGCUGUUUUGAAAUCUGUUUUGGGGGAGGCACUGGGCUAUGGGCCUGCACUUUCUGAGCAUAUUAUAUUGGAUGCGGGUCUGAUUCCAAAUACAAAAGUUUCUAAAGAUAACAAGUUGGAUGAGGGUAAAAUUCAGGUUUUGGCCCAAGCUGUUGUGAGGUUUGAGGACUGGCUGCAUGAUGUAAUAUCAGGUGAUAUAAUUCCUGAAGGAUACAUUUUGAUGCAGAAGAGAAAUGUGGAGAAGGAUGGAUCCCUAUCUGGACAAGGAACUGUUGGCCAGAUAUAUGAUGAAUUUUGCCCCUUAUUAUUGAACCAGUUCAAGUCGCGGGAGUACAUGAAGUUUGAGACAUUUGAUGCAGCUUUAGAUGAAUUUUACAGCAAAAUAGAGAGUCAAAGGGCAGAACAACAGCAAAAAGCAAAAGAGAACUCUGCCAUACAAAAACUUAAUAAAAUACAUGUGGAUCAGGAAAAUCGUGUGCAAACAUUAAGGAAAGAAGUAGAUCGAUGUGUUAAAAUGGCAGAAUUGAUAGAAUAUAACUUAGAAGAUGUGGAGGCUGCUAUUUUAGCUGUUCGUGUAGCUCUUGCAAAGGGCAUGAGUUGGGAGGAUCUUGCUCGUAUGGUGAAGGAGGAGAAGAAGUCUGGAAAUCCUGUUGCUGGCCUAAUUGACAAGCUUCAUCUAGAAAGGAAUUGCAUGACAUUGCUUUUGAGCAACAAUCUUGAUGAAAUGGAUGAUGAUGAAAAGACACUUCCAGCGGAUAAGGUAGAAGUUGAUUUGGCACUUUCUGCGCAUGCCAAUGCACGACGGUGGUAUGAACUAAAGAAAAAGCAGGAGAACAAACAGGAAAAGACCGUUACAGCACAUGAUAAAGCGUUUAAAGCUGCAGAGAGAAAGACUCGUCUCCAGCUGGCACAGGAGAAAACAGUUGCCUCUAUUUCACAUAUGCGCAAAGUUCACUGGUUUGAGAAAUUUAACUGGUUUAUCAGCAGUGAGAACUAUUUGGUUAUCAGCGGACGUGAUGCUCAACAAAAUGAGAUGGUAGUGAAGCGCUAUAUGUCAAAAGGGGAUCUGUACGUGCAUGCAGAGUUGCAUGGAGCUUCCAGUACCAUCAUAAAGAACCAUAGGCCUGAGCUGCCAGUACCUCCUCUCACUUUAAACCAAGCAGGAUGUUUCACAGUUUGCCACAGCCGGGCAUGGGAUUCAAAGAUUGUCACUAGUGCUUGGUGGGUUUAUCCUCACCAAGUCAGUAAAACUGCUCCAACAGGGGAGUAUCUUACUGUUGGGAGUUUUAUGAUCCGUGGGAAGAAGAACUUUCUUCCUCCACAUCCUCUUAUCAUGGGUUUUGGCUUGUUAUUUCGCUUGGAUGAAAGCUCCUUAGGAUCACAUUUAAAUGAAAGGAAGGUAAGGGGAGAGGAAGAAGGGAUAAAUGACGUUGAUAAAAGUGGGUCUUUGGAAGAAGAAUCUGAUUCUGAGUUAGAGACUGAUGAAAAACUUACAGAAGAUUCCAGAAGCAUUCCUUAUACAUCUACAACUAUACCUAAUUCAGUGCUUGAGAGCCAAUCUGAGAUUAAUUCUGGGCAGAAUGUCUCAACUAUUUCCAACGCUGAGGCAAGGGAUUCACUAGAAGUGUCUACCAAAGACAGAAAUGCCAUGACCACUGUUGAUACGGAGAAUGUAUAUGAUGUUGCAUCAGUUACCCCACAACUUGAGGAUCUUAUUGAUAGAGCUCUUGGGCUUGGAUCUGCUACUACAUCUGGUAAACAUUAUAAGGUGGAAACUUCUCAAGUUGAUUUGGUAGAGGAACACAAUCAUGAAAGAGGAGCAAUAAGUGACAAACCGUACAUCUCUAAAGCUGAAAGAAGAAAGCUCAAGAAGGGCCGGAAUGAUGCGGAAGCAAAUGCUGAGCAGGGAGAUCAAAGAUCAAAGGAUGCUGAUAGUUCUUUGAGUCAACGUGAAAAGAAUGUUCAAGAUGCAAAGCAAGGCAGUGGAAAAAUAAGUUCAAAGGAUGCUGAUAGUUCUUUGAGUCAAUGUGAAAAGAAUGUUCAAGAUGCAAAGCCAGGCAGUGGAAAAAUAAGUCGUGGACAAAGGGGUAAACUCAAGAAGAUGAAAGAGAAGUAUGCUGAUCAAGAUGAGGAAGAAAGAAGCAUCCGCAUGGCUUUACUGGCUUCUGCUGGAAAGGUACAAAAGAAGGAAAGAGAAUUAGAAAAUGGAAAUGCAGCUCAAGCCAAAGGGAAGAAACCCGGUGGAGGUCCUGAAGAUGCUCCUAAAAUAUGUUAUAAAUGUAAAAAGGCAGGUCAUUUAUCCCGGGAUUGUCAAGAGCAUCCAGAUGAUAAGUCACAUGAUCAUGGGACUGCUGCGUUUGAAGAUGAUCCUCAUGUGGGUUUGGAUAAAAAAACUACUGAGAUGGACAAGGUUGUCAUGGAGGAGGAGGACAUCCAUGAGAUUGGUGAAGAAGAGAAAGGGAAACUAAAUGAUGUGGAUUACUUGACUGGGAAUCCACUGCCGACUGAUAUUCUCUUAUAUGCUGUGCCUGUGUGUGGUCCUUAUAGUGCAGUGCAAUCUUACAAAUACCAUGUGAAGAUAAUUCCUGGCACUGCAAAGAAAGGGAAAGCUGCAAAAACUGCAAUGAAUUUGUUCAGCCACAUGCCGGAAGCCACAAACAGAGAGAAGGAACUGAUGAAAGCAUGUACAGAUCCUGAAUUGGUCGCUUCCAUUAUUGGCAAUGUGAAGAUAACAGCUGCAGGCCUUACUCAGUUGAAGCAGAAGCAAAAGAAAGGCAACAAGAGCAGCAAAAGUAAAAGCUAACCGCGCACGUCACCGAUUUGAUUUCUGUCGAAGUAAAUAACAAAAAUUAUUAUUUUAUUAUUAUUAUUUAUUUUUUCUUUUUCUUUUGCCAUCACUUGAGCAGCUGUAGGAAAAACCAUUUGUUGGGGUAGUAAGUAAAGGUUGACAUUUCUAAAUUUUGUUUUGUUGUAAUAGUAUUAUUGCUUUCCACGAUUUGUGGGCUUCAUCAUCGUAAUCUUAAUACUUUCUGGUAUCGAAUUGACGAUCAA
This is a messenger RNA of Ziziphus jujuba (common jujube), 4053 nucleotides long. RefSeq lists its product as uncharacterized. The coding region runs from base 305 to 3805 and encodes 1166 amino acids. Gene Ontology annotation, biological process: ribosome-associated ubiquitin-dependent protein catabolic process; rescue of stalled cytosolic ribosome. NCBI's taxonomy places the organism in Eukaryota, Viridiplantae, Streptophyta, Magnoliopsida, Rosales, Rhamnaceae. The transcript is spliced from 14 exons. The record is from RefSeq and is a predicted model, not a curated record. Gene Ontology annotation, cellular component: RQC complex. Gene Ontology annotation, molecular function: ribosomal large subunit binding; zinc ion binding; tRNA binding.